Molecule: messenger RNA, 2514 nt
Organism: Lactuca virosa
Lineage: Eukaryota; Viridiplantae; Streptophyta; Magnoliopsida; Asterales; Asteraceae
Source: the annotation of a GenBank genome assembly
ACUCGAACCUAGGUGAUUACGGCCAAACAGGCAGAGAUAAGUCCUGUUGGAAACAAGGCGACGUAACAGUAACCUACCAUAGGACUUCAAACCGCCGCCGGCGAAGACGACGGUGACGCAGUCGCCCCUUCGUGUCUUAGCUUACAGCUGCAGGGCUAGGGUUUUUCGAAGCCUGAGAGUUAAAUAGUUAAUGACUAUCCAACAAUAAGCCUCAAGCAUGAUGAGAAAGCCUCUAGGGCACAAGGAAAAGUACUCAAACAGACACGAGAUCUCACAGAAUCACUCCAUUGAUGGCACAGCUGCAAGAACAAGACCUUAUAGCUUCGAUGAGAUAAUGCUUAGAAGGAAAAACAAAAAACUAUCUGUAAAUGUUGAAGAUCAACGAAUUGCCUCAGAGAUAGUCUACCCUAAAGAAGCUGAGAGUGUCUCUGGUCGUGUAGAAUCUGAUAGACACAGACAAAGGGAUGAACAACAUGCUCCUAAUGAACCCUUAACUGUAAGUUCAAGAACAAAAGAGAACAAAUCCAUGAGGGAAGACCAAAAAAGAGUGGAAGGUGAACACAAAGAAAGUGGCGAUCUUCAAAGAAGAUCAAAGGUUGUUAGUGAUAACACAAAAGAUAGAAGAAAAGAAAGGGGUGUUCAUGACUUUGGUAAUGAACAUGAAAAGAGACAUGGUAAAGAUUCUUCAGUAAAAGAAAGGGACAGAAAUGUUGAGAGGAAUAGAGGGAAAUCUGAACAUGUCAAUAGGCUGAAUCAAAAUGGAUAUGAUGAGAGAGGUAGAGACAAGAAACUUGAAUCAAGAAAAAGACAUGAGAGAGAGAAAAGAAGGUCAAAUUCACCUUCACCAAGGGGAAAUAAACCAAGAUUGUAUGAUGUGAAAGAGCAUGAAGAAUUGUUAUCCUCCACACAUUCUUCAAAAGCAGGAAGAUUUGAUUCCAAUAUUGACAGAAAAAGGGUAUCAAACAAUGGUUCAAUCAACAAACCUAAAAGACAUGAUACAUCUGUAAGUCGCCUUGGUGGCUAUUCACCAAGAAAGAGAAGAAAUGAAGCUCCAUCUCCAACUGAUUCAUCACCUGUUAAGAUUGAAUCAAAAACUCCUAAUUCCUUGACUUCUUUUCUUCCAAAUUUGGUGUCAUUAAACAAAAUUGAAGUCCCUAAUGUGGUUCCCCUUACUCCAAGUGUUCCAAUUCCAAAGCCAACAUUUGGAGUUCUUUCAUUUCCUUCAUUGAUGAAUGCAUCUGUUGACUCUGUUCAGUUGACUCAAGCAACAAGACCUAAAAGAAGGAUUUAUGUAGAAAACCUGCCAUCUUCAGCCUCUGAAGCAGCUGUAGUGGAGUGGCUUAGUGGUUAUCUUCGACCUUAUGGUUUAAAUCAUCUUCAAAGCACAAAUCCAUGUAUUAGCUGCAUUGUGAAUAAGGAUAAGUGUCAAGCUCUUGUGGAAUUUCUCACACCUGAAGAUGCUUCUACUGCUUUAAGUUUUGAUGGAAGGUCUUUCAAUGGCAAUAUUCUUAAAAUCAGACGCCCUAAAGACUAUGUUGAAGCAACUGCUGUUUAUGUUGGGUAUAUCAUAAUUCACGUUCAGGAUGCUGAUGAAGCUGACUCCUAUUCCUAACAUUACAAGAUUUUCAGACUGGUGUGUUAGAGAAGAAGCAGCCUGUUGCUGUUGCUGUUGCUGGAGGAGCUUUUUCACUUAAAAACAUUGUUCAAGAUUCCCCUAACAAGAUUUUCAUUGGUGGGAUUUCAAAGAUUAUUACUUCCCAAAUGAUUAUGGAGAUUGCUAGUGCUUUUGGACCUUUAAAAGCUUUCCAUUUUGAACAUAAUUCAAAUCUUGAGACUACUCCAUGUGCCUUCCUUGAGUAUGUUGAUCAAUCAGUGACUAUCAAAGCAUGUGUUGGUCUUAAUGGAAUGAAAUUGGGUGGUCAACUCUUGACUGUAACUCAAGCAACUCCAGAUAAUACUUCUUCAAUGGAAAAAAAUCAUGGAGACAAUGACCACCCAUUUUAUGGUACACCAGCACACGCACAACCGCUUCUCCAGAAACAAACACAAGUCCUCAAGCUCAAUAAUUUGGUGGACCCACAGAGCCUAUUGUCACUCUCUGAACAAGAAUUUGAAGAAAUAGUAGAAGAUGUUCGCCUCGAGUGUUCCAGGUUUGGCAUGGUGAAAUCGGUUAAUAUUGUGAAGCCAACCUUAUCAGAUAAAGAGCCACCGCCGCCUGAAGAAGAAGAUGUGGCGGCUCCUACUGGCGGCAGUGAUGGUGGUGGCGUGGUGGUGGAGGAGAGGUUUGAGGGUGGUUGUGUGUUGGUGGAGUAUAAAAGAAUAGAAGCUUCUACAAUGGCAGCUCAUUGUUUACAUGGAAGGGUUUUUGAUGGAAGAAUUGUGAGUGUGGAAUAUGUUGAACAUGAUGUUUAUUGUGGUAGGUUUGAAAAAUGAGGAUUUUGUAAUUUUUGUUGAUUUUUUUAAAAGUAUUUUUGUAAUUUGGGUGUAUUAAGGAUGUUGGUUUUGUAGAUGGAU